CAAGGCGAGACAUACGGUUUUCGAUUGCUCUGAUGCAUACCCGGGGCAGUAAAACAGUUGACGUACGGGAUCUAGUUAAAGUAUGUAAUAUUACAUCCAGCAAAGAUGACUGCAAGUAAUUCAAGAAGUUCUGCCUCUGCAGCACACCCUGGUGGUGGGUUAGAUGCUAUUUUAAGCUUCAAAAAUGAGGAUCAAGACUUUUAUGCCCUUCUUGGAUGCCAUUCUUCUUCCACGGUGGAGCAGAUUCAGGCAGAGUACAAAGUCAGGGCACUGAAGCUUCACCCUGACAAGAACCCAGGAGAUAGUUCAGCAGAGCACCAGUUCCAGCUGCUCCAGUUCGCCAAGGAGACGCUGUGUGACGCCGAGCGGCGCGCCACCUACGACAAGUGGCGCAGCAGCGGCCUGGCCGUGUCCUUCCGCGACUGGCUCGGCAUGAAGGACCGCGUGCACACGUCAAUGCAUUGGGCGACACCGAAGACUGCGGACAGAAUGCUACCCGCUCAAGCCGGCGGUGCGGACGAGUCCACAUCGACAGCGGAGUCAGCCAGGGGGAAGGCCGCCGCUGUCGGGCGAGUCCAUCCGCUGGGGUAGGCCGGACCUGGUCGGAUGGAGGCGGUCAGAAGGCAGUGACUUGAUCAAGAAAUUCAGAAAUUACGAGAUAUAAUGCGCAAAGCUGGGAUGCAUAUUGGAAAAUGGAGACAAGGUAGUUAUUCCACAUGGCCCAGCGCGCUGGCUAUGAAUGUUCUGCUACUGGGCCGAGUGCAUUGGUGAGUUUAUAGGUCAUGUGACAAGUAUUAGUUUUAUUUUAACAUGCCAGGCUCAAUGGAUAUUACCAAUGCUUCUUAUGGGCGAUGCAUAUUUUCAUGAACCAUGCAAUCUGCUGGAGCCAUAUCUACUUUUUCUACAUCUUUAUCCUUGCUCUUUUAAUGCUGGGCAGUCCAGGAAACGGUGCAUGCAUUGUUGUCACAUCUUAUGUUUUGAAUGACUUUGGGUGAUUCGUGUUUGCAAUCAGGCAGGCCAAAACACUGCGUGAUGCAGUGGGAGGAAAGCCACUUAAGUCCACUUUCGAAGCUCCACCAAUGCCUGGGGGUCGCCUCCCAAAGGAAUCUUUGAACUACUUCCCCUGGUCUUGGGUGGAACAGGCUUCAGUGAGUCUGUCCUUCGAUAGAUGGCGGUGCUCGGUACUCUACUCGGUACUCUGGAUGUCGAAACAUUCCAUACUCACUGUGAAACAGCGCUCCGGGCGUUUUAUUGUGCGUGGUCGUGGACCUGUAUUGCGAGUCGUGUCGCAUGUGUGCGUUGUUCGCUGUACAUUGCCCUGGCUGUGGGCUGUUUAGAAUCUCAGCCUUUUGGGAUCCGUAGCGCACUCGUGUGCGCCGUCUCAUCAUUGACAUACUCGGGCUCUUCUUUCUCUAAACGGGAGGGGCUGUUUUUUCAAAAGCCGCUUUUUGUUGAGGUGUGAAACAUGUAUGUUAGGGAAUAUGUUUUCUGUGCGCGUUGUCCGUGUGGUUUUCGGUAUUUUGACAGCUGUGUCAGGUUCGAAGGAAGUUUUCCGAUCUCUCAGCGCUUGUGAUAUUGCGUUUCGGACAACAGACCAUAUUUCUGGACAUUGUUAGUUGUGUGCUGAGGAAAAUUAGACACGGGCCAAAUGCAAUUGGUGAAGGGACUAUAUGUCUGACCGUAAUAUGCACGCAGUCAACUUUCAGGGCGCUUCUACAGUUAGUAACGAUUUUUGGCAUAGUGUUUGAUUUUAAUCGUGUAGUAGGUGUGGUGGAACAGUGUAUGCUAGCAAUAUUUACAAAACGUUUUUGCUGGGGAUUUUUGUCUCAAUGUGCAGACCCCACAUAAAACAUGCGCGUUGUAUUCAUACCAUGCCCACGGGAGGUAUGCAAAACGGGACCAGUAACGCAUCGUAUGCGUAAGUGAUGUUAGGGUCCAAUUUCCUCGCGUUUUUUACGUGUAGGCCAGCUGUAAGGGCACUCAAUGUGGCUGGCGUUGGGAUGGCCCGGCCCUGAAUGGCUCAUGCGUCUUGCCAGUGUCCUUGGCCUUCUUCAGUGUGCUUACGUGUACGUGGCAGCUAAGGCUAAUAUAUGUCGUCAUGCACGCAGUGAA
Messenger RNA from Pollicipes pollicipes, 2112 nucleotides. Its product is annotated as J domain-containing protein. The record is from RefSeq and is a predicted model, not a curated record. Lineage: Eukaryota; Metazoa; Arthropoda; Thecostraca; Pollicipedomorpha; Pollicipedidae. Bases 106 to 591 code for a protein of 161 amino acids. The transcript is spliced from 5 exons. Gene Ontology annotation, cellular component: cytoplasm.